Molecule: messenger RNA, 1173 nt
Organism: Xenopus laevis (African clawed frog)
Lineage: Eukaryota; Metazoa; Chordata; Amphibia; Anura; Pipidae
Gene: gal3st4.3.S
Product: galactose-3-O-sulfotransferase 4, gene 3 S homeolog
Exons: 3
Coding region: 1-1173 (390 amino acids)
Biological process (GO): glycolipid biosynthetic process
Cellular component (GO): Golgi membrane; membrane
Molecular function (GO): sulfotransferase activity; galactosylceramide sulfotransferase activity; galactose 3-O-sulfotransferase activity
Source: RefSeq, a predicted model, not a curated record
AUGAGGUUACUGCUGUGCCAACCACCAAUCCUUUUGAAAGGACUAAUAAUCCUUCUGGCUACUGUUUUUAUUAUUCAGUUCCUGGGAAGCCACCUUCAAGAAAGCUCACCUCAGACCUUUACUGUACUGCACCCACUCACCUCAACAUCAACACAAACGUGUCAGCCAAAAUCUCACAUAGUGUUCCUGAAGACCCACAAGACUGCUGGAAGCUCCGUACUGAAUAUGCUAAACCGUUAUGGGGACAGGAAUUCAUUAACAUUUGCUCUACCCCAGAAGUAUCAGUUCAGCUACCCCAGUCUAUUUAACGCUAACAUGGUGAAAGGAUACGAUGAACUCAACAAGCCAACAUAUGAUAUCUUGUGCCACCACAUGCGCUUCAAUCUCCCAGAGAUCAGAAAGCUCAUGCCUUCAGACUCCUUCUACUUCACAAUUCUAAGAGAUCCAGCAACCUUGAUAGAGUCUUCUUUCUCUUAUUAUCACUCAGUGUCGUCUGCCUUUAAGAAAGCCCCCAACUUAACAGAGUUUAUAGCUCACCCUUCUUACUACUAUAAACCAGGGGACAAUGGAAACCAUUAUGCACGCAACUUUCAGUGGUUUGAUCUGGGAUUGAACUCUGACACUCCAUUCAAUGUAUCUCUGGCCAGAGCUGAAGUCAGGGAGAUAGAUAGGGUUUUCCACCUGGUCCUACUCUCCGAGUACUUUGAUGAAUCAAUGGUCCUUCUGAAGGAAGAACUGUGCUGGGAUCUUGAUGAUGUAGUGAACUUUAAGCUGAAUAGCCGUGAGUCUUCCACACCAUUGGAAGAAAGAGAGAAAGAGAUGUUAAGGGCUUGGAAUGGACUAGACUGGUAUCUUUAUGUCUACUUCAACCGUACCUUCUGGGAGAAAGUAGAGAGAUUUGGGAGAGAGAGGAUGGACUUUGAAGUUAGAAGGUUGAAGGAAAGAAGGCAACAGCUAGCUGAGAUAUGCCUAGAAGAUUUGGAUCCUGUGAGAGCAAAUGAAAUCAAAGAAAAUAGCAUUAAGCCAUUUCAGUUUGGGCAGGAGAAGAUCAUGGGGUGGGUGGUGAAAAUGGAUCUUGAGCCCAACACUCGGGCAUGGUGUAUUCAAAUGGUAACUCCUGAACUGCGCUACAAGAACAUUUUGGACGCAAAGCAGUUUCCAGUAGGUGUGUAA